Messenger RNA from Lucilia cuprina (Australian sheep blowfly), 4921 nucleotides. RefSeq lists its product as uncharacterized. The coding region runs from base 1084 to 4251 and encodes 1055 amino acids. Gene Ontology annotation, molecular function: actin filament binding; small GTPase binding. Lineage: Eukaryota; Metazoa; Arthropoda; Insecta; Diptera; Calliphoridae. The record is from RefSeq and is a predicted model, not a curated record. Gene Ontology annotation, cellular component: cytosol. The transcript is spliced from 10 exons. Gene Ontology annotation, biological process: cell migration; cortical actin cytoskeleton organization; regulation of cell shape.
GACUUAAAGCCAACACACAUAUCACAAAUUUUCUGUCGUCUAGAGUAAAACGCGCGCAAAAGUGCAAUACAACCAACUUACGUAGAAAAUUACGUUUAAAUUAAACAAACAACAAAAAAAAGACGCUUUGUGUUUUUUGUUGGUAGCCUGCUGUCUUUUAGAUUUAGAUACUAGUAUCAUACAUGCAGUGCCAUUUUAGCCAUAAAAAUAUUAAACACAUAUUGUUAUUGUUGUUGCUCUAAAGCUUCUAAACAAUGGUAAAUUAAGUUAAAUGGUUGAAAAAGAAAAAGAAGUGUGUAAAAAAAGUUUUAUAUAGAACAGACUCAUUGUAUAAUAAUAAACAUAUAUACAUAUCUAGCGUUUAAAGCAAUACAAGACGGAGAGAUUCCUAUGCUAUGAUUUGAUUUAAGUUGAUUUCAUUGUUAUGUUAAUAAUUUUAUAAUUUAACUAAAGAAAAAUACAUAUAUAUAUAUAAAUAAAAAUAACGUUAAAACAAAUUAUUUAUAAUCAAAGAAAGAAAUUUUUUGAUUUUAGGAAAAAAAUUCCAAAAAAAAAAAAGAAAGAAAAAAAUAAAUGCUAAACAAGUCUUAAAGAAAAGUUGAUAUUAUGUUAAUGUUGAUUUUAAAAAUGCAUUUUAUCGGUCUAGUUAAUAAUGUGCAUAUAAAACGUUAAUAAAAAGAAAAUUUUUUAAAAAAUAUAAAAUAAUACUUAUAAAUCAAUUUUAUACUAAAGUUAAGUUUCAACAACAGUUUUAAAUCAAUAACAACAAGUUUUACAAAAAAAAAAUUUCAAAAAAUAAUAAUAAUGAAUAUUUUUUGUUAAGAAAACAAAACAAAAAAUUUAAAUUGUUAAAGUAAUAAUAAAAAAUAAGUGAAAUUUUGUUCAUAUUUACUGUUGUGCUAAUCAUUAGUGCUAUUAAAAAAAACUAUAAUUUUCAAAAAAAUAAAAAAUAAUAACAAAAAAAGUAAAUAAAUUUAAAUAACAAAGAAAGUUUCUUUAAAACAACCAAAAACUACGAAACUAAAUCAACAUAUGUUUAACAGUUUUUAUAUGUUCUAAAAAAAAGUCACCCUACAUCUUAAUAUGGGCAACACAAUCACCAAUCGUGGUAAAUCACGAAAUUCCACCACCUAUACACCUUCCAUCUUUAAUAAAAGUUCACUACAACGUCAACGCAAAACAGCAAAACAUCAAGACUAUGAGCUACGUUCAAAAACACUUCCCGCACGCAAUCGCAAUAUAUUAAAUGAUGACACAGAAAAUGAUUUACAAAGUUCAACAGCUAAAACUUUACCCACACAUAAACCACAAUUACAAUCAACACCACCCACACCUCCACCACCCAAUGGCGAAACAUCAAGAGUACUAUUUUUACUAUAUCUAAUACAUCGUACUUGGAAUGUUAUUACCGAUAGCAAGAGUAAAAGUUCGCAUGGCAAAGUUUCUAAGAAACCCUCAAAUCAUGAUUCAUUUUAUGAAACCGAAAGUAAUUUUUCUUUAUCCAUGACCGAGUUAUAUGGUGCUGGUUCUCAGUGUUGUUCACAGCGCUCGAUUUGCAGUUGUAGUUCUUGUUAUAAUGAUACGACUGUUGAUCAGAAUGUUUAUAAUUCGAUAGAUGAACAAUUUUCUCAAGAUUCCAUAAGUGAGAAAAUGGAUUGUGAUAUUAAAAGUGAAUUUUCAUCGAUUUCCCAUAGUUAUCAAAUGGCUCCAAGCGUUUGUCAAACAUCACCCAAAUUAACGCCACACAAUAAUACACAAUCGGGGGUGCAUAGUGGUGGUGGUGGCGGUGGCAGUGUAGGAGUUGUAGGUAAUGGUCAGGUUGGUGGUACUACAUCAUCGAUUACACAACGUAGUAAUUGUGGCAGCAGCAGUAUCAAUGGUUCAAUGGCUUCAUAUAAAAUGUCAACAACAUCGGAUACAAGUUGGUCUCAGACACAAUAUAGUAAGGAAAAUCAACGACCUCCUGUUUAUAAUCCCGAAGAUUAUGUAGUGGCUUUAAAGAAAUUUGGCAAAAGACAAAGUGGACCCAAUCCCAAGUCAAUAUAUGAUGGUUCCGAUAUACCAGAAGAGAAUUAUAAAUCGGCUACAUUACCACACAAACAUUCGGAAUACAAAAGUCCCAUCAUAGCACCCGAAGCUAAUGAAAGUGAAAUGUCUUUACGUCAAUUUGCCACCAUAACAGAUUUGUUAACCAAACUAAGAGCCGAUUUAAGAGUAUCAUUUCCCAGUUUUGUUCAAGAAUUUGUGGCCUCACCCUCGGAUGGCGUUAGUUUGUUAUUAGAGGUUUUACGUUCCAUACAACUAUCACAGGCCGUUAAUGCUCCCUUAAAUAUGAUUAACAAUACCGGCACCAUGCCCCGAAAUUCACAAAGCUAUCAAAGACGUGCCCUUCUAGAUGAAUUAGCUUGCUUACAAUGUUUGAAUAUAUGCUGCUCACGUUCUCUGGAGGCUACCUCACGUUUGGGUACCACUCCUGUGGGCCUAAUGCCUUUAGCCUCUUCAGCCACUGGUCAAGGUAUAAGGGCUCGCAUCUUGGCCAUGCAAUUAAUGGCUAAUGCUUGUGAUAAACAUACAUUUGGUCAUGGUAAUCAAAAACUAGCCAUGGCUGGUCAUACUGCCGUCUCAGAGGCAAUGUCUACUUUGCGUUUAAGAUGCAGUGAACCGGUACGUUUUCGUUUAUUAAUGGGUAUGCUGAAUAGUGGUGGAGGAUCGGGAGAACUGCAAGCAGUGGGUGUUAAAUUUAUAAACGCCUUUCUGGAGAGUUCGGAAAAUUUGCAGCAACGUUUGUAUUUACAAGCGGAACUAUUUCAGGCUGGUUUUGAUCCCAAUAACUUAUCGAAGACCAUUUCAUCCUCUUCUCCCUGGCUGGAUGUUUUACGCAACGAAUUGAAACGUUUCAAUGACAUUUAUGUGGAUGUAGACAAAAUGAUUAAUCAAUCUCGUGAAGCUGAACGUGUACGCAGUCAAAUGGUUAUUUUAGAGAGAAGAGUCCAAAUACUGCACGAGGAAAAGGCCGUAUUAACAUCCAUGGAAAGACGUUUACAGGAAAGAUGUGCCGAACUGCAAAGAGAAAUCUUUCGUUUGCAGGGAGCACAAAAUGAGAACACCUUUAAAUCGCUGGACAAACAGGGGGUUACCUUGCCCAGACAUAUACCACCGGGCAAACAAGAUUCGUCAGAGCAUGAAGAUGAAGGCAUUAGUAGUUCUGAUACAGGACCUUCUUUAUCGCCAGUACCCAUAUUGGUAUUGCCACAGAAAAACAAUAAAAAUCUCAAUAGCAACGAUGUUGAUAUAGAUAAUGUUAUGGAGGAACUGGACAAUGUCGUGAAUGAAGCUGAGAAGCAAAUCUGUUCAAAUGAAUGUAAAUUUUCACAAUUGAAUUCAGAAGCCAAGGAAAAAGAGAUUAUACCGGUUAAUAUAGUGCCUCAACCGCCUAGGAAAUCAAGAUCUUUGGCUCAUCUAGUGCAGCCGGAUGGUUCCGAAUUAGAUGGUUCAGAAUAUGGCAUGUUAAUGAUGCAAAAACAAAUCACACAAAAUGCUGACGAACGAGUAGCCGCUCUUAAGACUUUUUUCGAUGAAUCAGACUAUAUACUACAAGAUCAUGAUAAAUCUUAUCAUAGAUCGAUAUUAGAUUCCCCAGAAAUACCAGAAAAUAACACAAAUCAACAGAAUGCUUUUAAUACACCCAACAACACCACCCGAGAACUGUUAGAUGUCAUUAUGAAUGCCCGCCAUUGUGAGGAUGAUCCUAAUUUGAAGGCUUUAAGAGAUAGUAAUGAUCAUGUUAAUGAUGACGAGCUUGCGGCCAAUGAGGCCAUUUUAAAUACACAAAAUAAAAGACAUAGUUUUGCCGAGGCCACAAAUAGUGCCACAGCACCGGCUCAACAUUUUAAUGGAGUGUUUUUCAUGACCGGCAUGAAUACGCCACAAAAAUAUCCCAAACCUGAUUUGACGGCGGCCCUACAGGCUAAAAGAGUUACCAAGAAUGUGGAACGUUUAGAAGCGGUAUUUGCCAGCCAUAAUGAAACCUUUACCGAGGCUUCAAGGGGACAACAGUUGAUACCCUCUAAUAGGGAAAAAUCCAAAAGCAAUCAACAGAUCUAUUUCGGCAGUAAUCCAACCAUAAGAAUUGGUUCCUAUACCAGUCAAAAUAGUCGGCCUGAUAUUUUGAAUAACAACAAUGUCAACAGUCGAACUAGAUCCUACACCCAAGGCUCCAAAGUCACCGAUAUACCAUCAGGUUUAUAUUAAACUUUACAGAAAUCUCUCAUCAAAAUAUUUAGCAUUUAUUGAUUUAGACAAGAAAAAAUAAAAACCCCCGAAAAGAAAAGCUUUUGUGCAAUAACACAAUUUACAAAUUGCAUAUGCAAUGCGUUUUUAUAAGUAUUUCCUUAAUUAAUGAACUAAUUAAUCUUAAUUGUUAAGUAAAUAAUUUAAGCAAUUUAAAAUAAAAAUUUGUAUUAACAAAAAAUAACAUUUAUUUUGAAAUAUAAAAAUAGUUUUAAAACCCUUCGAAAUCAUUUGAAUUAUUUAACUUAAAUGGUUUAAAAUGGUGGUAGAUUUUAAACUGCAACAACUAAUUACUUUUAAUUUUAAGUUAAUUUAGUUUUUAAUUAAUUAUUUAAAAUUCAUUCUAUAUAUCAACACUAUUUAUUUCUAUCAUAACUUUCUGCUCAGAAAAAUAAAAUAAACUUGAUAAAAUUCUAAAAUGAUUUAAAGAAUUUUAUUAAAAGUUUUUGUAUUUUUCCCUAAUUAGCACUGCAUUUGCACCAUUUAUUAUUAUUUUUUUUAUAAUAUUAUAUUUAAAUUAUUAUAUAAUAACACUUUACUAACUUUUUCAGUUAUAAGCAAAAAAUUCAGCACAAGUGUUUUUUAACUUUUAUACAUAAUUUUUAUUUUUCCAAAAAAAAAAAAAACAUUU